AUGUCACUGGGCUCACGAAUAUCAAGUUUCUUCUCCGGAUCAGCGUCCAACACCACCUCCGAGACCCCACCAUUGGAGAACAACAACCCCGCCGGGUCGCUGAUUGGUACAAUCAGCGAUGCUCCUGCGACGCUCAAGACAAACUCGAUAAUAGAAACAGUUGCAAAACCCAUGAUUAACGACCACCACGACCAUGAGUCAAGACGACCGCCGUAUCUACAUUGCAUGCUCGCCGGCGGUAUAGGUGGUAGUACUGGUGAUGUUUUAAUGCACUCCCUAGAUACCGUGAAAACUCGUCAACAGGGAGCACCCAAUACACUUAAAUAUGCCACCAUGACCGACGCCUACCUGACAAUCUUCCGCGAGGAAGGCUUCCGUCGGGGUCUUUACAGCGGAAUCACACCAGCGUUCUUGGGCUCCCUUCCCGGGACAAUAAUAUUCUUCGGAACCUACGAGUAUUCCAAGCGACACCUGCUCGACAUGGGCUGUCCCUCGCACAUUGCGUAUCUCACAGGCGGGCUCGUCGGUGAUCUGUUUGCGUCGAUAAUCUACGUCCCGAGCGAGGUGCUGAAGACGAGACUGCAACUGCAGGGCAGGUACAACAACCCGUUCUUCAAGAGCGGGUACAAUUACCGCGGGACCAUAGAUGCGACGAGGACGAUCAUCAAGACCGAGGGCCCCGCGGCGCUGUUUUAUGGCUACAAGGCGACAAUCAUGAGGGACCUGCCGUUCUCAGCGCUGCAGUUUGCGUUCUAUGAGCAGUUCCAGAAAUGGGCGAAGCAGUGGUGCGAUAGUCGGGAUAUUGGCCUAUCGCUUGAGAUUGCGACAGGUGCGAUGGCAGGUGGAUUGGCGGGGACCAUCACUUGCCCACUAGACGUUGUUAAAACCCGCAUCCAAACCCAAGUCCGCACCGGCCCCACCACACCCAUAUCCUCCGCGGCCACCACCAACCCCGCGCCCCUACAACGCCGGCCCUUCACAACCCUCGUGCCCCCUCACCCCCCCGCGUCAUCACGCCCCAUAUCAACCUCCUCCCCAUCAACGACAUCGCCCCCCAAGUCCGGCCCCCUGAAGUUCAACACGAGCAGUAUCCUCGAGGGCCUCAAGCUGCUGUACAAGACGGAGGGCAUACAGGGAUGGUUCCGCGGGGUGGGGCCCAGGGCUGUAUGGACGAGUGUGCAGAGUGGCACCAUGCUGGUCAUGUAUCAGUACUUACUGAAGCAGAUGGAGAGAUGGGAUGAGAGCAGGGUGGUGGAGCUGUAG
Messenger RNA from Morchella importuna, 1263 nucleotides. RefSeq lists its product as uncharacterized. The record is from RefSeq and is a predicted model, not a curated record. Gene Ontology annotation, molecular function: magnesium ion transmembrane transporter activity. Lineage: Eukaryota; Fungi; Ascomycota; Pezizomycetes; Pezizales; Morchellaceae. The transcript is spliced from 3 exons. The coding region runs from base 1 to 1263 and encodes 420 amino acids. Gene Ontology annotation, biological process: magnesium ion export from mitochondrion.